This is a messenger RNA of Tachyglossus aculeatus (Australian echidna), 850 nucleotides long. RefSeq names its product metabolism of cobalamin associated C (gene MMACHC). Gene Ontology annotation, cellular component: cytoplasm. Gene Ontology annotation, molecular function: demethylase activity; FAD binding; cyanocobalamin reductase (cyanide-eliminating) (NADP+) activity. NCBI's taxonomy places the organism in Eukaryota, Metazoa, Chordata, Mammalia, Monotremata, Tachyglossidae. Bases 1 to 756 code for a protein of 251 amino acids. Gene Ontology annotation, biological process: cobalamin metabolic process. The transcript is spliced from 4 exons. The record is from RefSeq and is a predicted model, not a curated record.
AUGGAGGGCCGCGUGGAGGAGCUGGAGCGGAGGCUGCGGGACACGCUGGGCCCCUUCGGCUUUGAGGUUCAUCCCUUCCAGGUGGGCUGGUACAAUGCACUGCUGCCCCCGACCUUCCAGCUGGCCCUGCCCGCCCCCACCUUGGCCUUUCUGGUGCUCAGCACGCCCGCCAUGUUCGACCGGGCCCUCAAGCCCUUCCUGCGGAGCCGCCGCCUCCAGCCGCUGACUGACCCUGUGGACCAGUGCGUGGCCCACCACCUGGCCAGAGUCAAGGAGAGCCUCCCCGAGCAGCGGGUGGAGGUCAUCGCCGAUUAUGAGAUGCACCCCAACCGGCGCCCCAAGAUCCUGGCCCAGACGGCCGCUCACGUGUCCGGGGCCGCUUACUACUACCAGCGGCAGGACGUGGAGGCCGACCCUUGGGGGGCCCAGAAGAUCUGCGGAGUGUGCAUGCACCCCCGCUACGGCGGCUGGUUCGCCAUCCGGGGCGUGGUGCUCCUGCCGGGCGUGGACGUGCCCGGCCUGGCCCGGGUGCUGCCCCCGGACUGCGUGCCCGGCCGGGAGGCCCGCGUCGCCCUGCUCGAGGGCUUCAACUUCCGCUGGCGGGACUGGAGCUACCGGGACGCCGUGCCCGCCAAGGAGCGGUACUCGGACGAGCAGAAGGCCUACUUCUCCACGCCGCCAGCCCAGCGGCUGCGCCUGUUGGGACUGGCCCCGGACGGACCCCCGGAGUCGCCGGACCCCCGACUCGCCACGUAGCAUCCUGCGAACUACCUCCCGGCUGCUACACUGUGCCCUCUGGUCCCUUCCUUGCUGAACUCCAGGCUUCCCUGGGCACCUGCUGCUCCUCCCC